Messenger RNA from Prorocentrum cordatum, 3666 nucleotides. NCBI's taxonomy places the organism in Eukaryota, Dinophyceae, Prorocentrales, Prorocentraceae. The record is from the annotation of a GenBank genome assembly.
GGCGGCGCGCCGCUCCGCGCGGCAGCUCCGCGCGGCGGUGCCGCGGGCUUCGUCGGCGGGUCGGCGGUGCCGCUGCUGGUUCGCCCCGACGAGGCGCCGCGGGCGCGCGCCGCGGUGGCGUGCCGCGCCAUGAUGUUCGAGCGCUUCACCGAGAAGACCAUCAAGGCGGUGAUGAUGGCCCAGGCCGAGUCCCGGCGGCUGGGGCAGGACCACGUUGGCACGGAGAUGCUGGUGGUGGGCGUGGCCUCGGAGGGCACGGACGUGGGCUACCUCGCGCUGGCGAGUCUCGGCGUGCGGACCCAGGACGCCCGGGCGAUGCUGGAGGAGGUCGUCGGCAGCGGCAGCGGGGGCAGGGCGCUCGAGAUCCCGUUCACCAGCGCCGCCAAGAGAGUGCUCGAGAACUCCAUCGAGUGCGCCCGCUCGCAGGGCAGCUCGUCCGUGGGCACCUCGCACCUGCUGCGGGCCAUCCUAGCCCAUGAGGAGUCCGACGCCGGGUCGAAGCUGCUGUGCCGCCUGCUGAGCUGCGACGGCGCGGAGGCCACGCGGGCGAAGCUGCUGGGCGCGCUGGAGCGCGAGGAGAGCGCCGGGGGAGCCACCGCCAGCGGCGGCGCGGCGGCGCCGGCCGGCCGCUGGAGCAGCAGCUCCGCGCCGGCGGCGGCCGCGCCAGUGCAGGACGUGGACCUGACGCAGACGCUGAAGUACGGUGUGGACCUGACGGAGGCGGCCCGCAACGGGAAGAUGGACCCGCUCAUCGGCCGAGAGGAGGAGCUCAAGCGCACCAUCCGCAUCCUCGGCCGGCGUUCCAAGAACAACCCGGUGCUCGUCGGGGAGGCCGGCGUGGGCAAGACGUCCAUCGCGGAGGGCUUGGCGCAGCAGAUCGCGGCCGGGCGCGUGCCCGCAACGCUGAAGGACAAGCGCGUGGUGCAGCUGGACCUGGCGCUGCUGCUGGCGGGCACCAGGUACCGGGGCGACUUCGAGGAGCGGUUGCGGGCGGUGGUCAAGGAGGUGUCGGAGAGCAACCGCCAGGUCAUCCUCGUGAUCGACGAGGUGCACACGCUGGUGGGCGCGGGCGGCAGUGGCGCCGAGGGCGGCGGCAUCGACGCCGCCAACCUCCUGAAGCCGGCCCUGGCGCGCGGCGAGCUCCAGUGCAUCCGAGACGAGUACCGCAAGUACAUCGAGAAAGAUCCCGCCCUGGAGCGCCGCUUCCAGCCCGUGACCAUCCCCGAGCCCACGCAGGAGCAGGCGGUGCUGAUCCUCGAGGGCCUGGCCUCGAAGUACGAGCGCCACCACCAGCUGCGCUACACGCCGGAGGCGCUCGCCGCGGCAGUGAGGCUGGCCUCGCAGUAUAUCGCCGACCGCUUCCUCCCCGACAAGGCGAUCGACGUCAUGGACGAGGCCGGGUCCAAGGUCCGGCAGCAGCUCUACCAGGAGGCUGAGGACGGCAAGGCGGCCGCGGAGAUCUGGGCGGUCUGCCAGGAGCUCAAGGCGGUGGCGGCGCAGAAGAAGGCGGCCGUGGCCUCGGAGCGGUACGACGAGGCGCAGCAGCUGAAGGUGCGCGAGGUGGGUGGCCCAGCGCGGAUCCAAGAACUUCGCACUGACCUCCAGAUGCUUGUGGUUGUGCUCGUUUUUCCUUCCUCGAGCAUCAGCGAGCUGCAGAACACGCGCGGUGUCGGCAACGCGCCCGAGGCUCGGGUCCUGCUAGAGGAGUUGAGCGGCCUGAAGGCGCAGGUGCAGGAGCUCGUGGACGCGGAGCGCUUCGGCGAGGCGCACGAACUCAAGGGCCGCGAGCAGGACAUUGCGGAGGUGGUUUCUACCUGGACCGGCAUAGCCGUGGAUCAGGUCGGGGCGAGCGAGUCCAGGAGGCUGAUGGGCCUGGAGAAGGCGCUCCACGAGACCAUCAUCGGCCAGCACGAGGCGGUCAGCGCGGUCGCGAGGGCACUGCGUCGCUCGCGGGCGGGGCUGCGGAAUCCGGACAGGCCGAUCGCCAGCUUCAUGUUCUGCGGACCCACAGGUGUCGGCAAGACUCACGUGUGCAAGACCUUGGCGUCGACGUUCUUCGGCUCGGCGGACUCCAUGAUCCGCCUUGACAUGAGCGAGUUCAUGGAGAAGCACACCGUCUCGAAGCUCAUCGGGGCUCCGCCGGGCUACGUGGGCUACAGCGACGGCGGCACCAUGACGGAGGCCGUUAGGAGGCGCCCGUACUCGUUGCUGCUCUUCGACGAGGUGGAGAAGGCCCACCCCGACGUCUUCAACAUCAUGCUGCAGCUGCUGGACGACGGGCGGCUGACGGACUCGAAGGGCCGCACCGUGUCCUUCGCCAACACCCUCGUCGUCAUGACGUCCAACCUGGGCAGCCGGUCCGUGCAGAAGGGCGCCGGGGGGAGCUUCGGGCUCGGCUUCGGCACGGCGGACGACGAGGAGGAGGAGAGCUACGCUGCCAUGAAGGAACUCGUGAUGGAGGACAUGAAGUCCUUCUUCCGGCCAGAGUUCAUCAACCGGUUGGACGAGCUGGUGGUGUUCCGGUCCCUGACCAAGGAGAACGUGCGCGCCAUCGCCGAGGUGGAGUUCCGGCAGGUGCUCGGACGCCUCGGCGAGCGCAAUCUCGACGUUACGCUCACUCAGGCGUUCAAGGACCAGGUGGUGGAGAAGGGCUACGACCCCGCCUUCGGCGCGCGGCCGCUGCGGCGAGCGAUCUCGGCCAUGCUGGAGGACACGUUGGCGGAGCACCUGCUGGAGGCCGCGGGCGAGGGCCCGGACGACGGGCAGGCCGACGGCGCUGGCGAAGACAUCACGCUCAGGGAGCUGGCGGACGCGCUGCUGGCGGCGCACCGUCGCGGCGUGGCCGUGCGGGUGCUGACCGACGACAGGCAGGCCGAGGGAGCCGGCUCCAGGGUGGGCCAGCUGCGCUCCGCUGGGAUCGCUGUCCAGACGGACAACGACAUACGGCUCCACAUACACCACAAGUUUGCCGUUGUCGACGGGGAGCUGCUCUUGAGUGGAUCCUUUAAUUGGACAGGCCCGUCCGUCACGUCGUCCUACGAGAACGUCAUCGUCAGCCACGCGCCGGCCCUUGCCAGCUUGUUCGGGGGGGAGUUCGACCGCCUUUGGAAAGGGUUCGGAAGGGGCGACGCGGGUACCGCCAAGUCCUCGGUGCCUUCCAACACGGUCGAGAGGUUUGCCGUCUUGUUCUUUCCAGACACCAGUGGCACCAACGUGGGCGCCAUUGUAGACGAGAUCUCAGCGGCAAAGCGCAGCAUCGACGUUGCCAUGUUCGUCCUGACUUUGGACAGGUUGGCGGAUGCUCUUUUGGAAAAGCGUCGGCAAGGCGUGAGGGUUCGCCUAAUCACGGACCGCCACCAGUCCAACGCAGGAGGGGCAGAUGCGAAACGCUUGGCUAAAGCUGGCGUGCGCGUUCGCAUCAACCCGCCAGGCGACUCGGACCACGAUCGACGUUGCAACAUGCACCACAAGUUUGCAGUGGUCGAUUCCUCUGUGCUUAUUUCUGGGUCUUUCAACUGGACAGCCCAGGCUGCGAAGGGCAACCAAGAAGACGCGGUGGUAUACCUGGAGUGCCAGGAGCUGACGGCAAGUUUCGCGGCGGAGUUCCAGCGCCUGUGGGACGCUUUCGAGCAGCUGGACCGACAACGUUGUUGCUGUCUUCCCUGA